AUGGCCGUGUUUUGCUCUGCUGGAACCCUCAUCUUAAGUACAGUAAGUGGUAAGUCCCCUGCAGUUCUAUUCAUGUGCCAUCUGCUCGGUUAUCUUACUGGCCUGCGUGAAUUGUUAAAUACAUCUACCCCUGACCCUGUUACUUCCACUCCUGUCCCUGAUGGUAGAUGUACUAGGGGCAGGAGUGGAUGUAUAUCCACUCCUGCCCCUAGUACAUCAACCCUUGCACCUGUUACUUCCACUCCUGCCACUGCUACAUCUACCCCAGCACCUGAUACUUCCAUUCAUGCCCCUGAUACAUCUACUCUUACCCCUGAUACAUCGUCUCUCCCAUCCACAACCACUUCGGCAGGCCCGGCCUGCGACUACGCAGCCUUCACGGCCGACCAUUCCAUGCUGAAAUCCCCUGCGUGUACCAACACCAAGCCCCCACUGACCGAAGCGGAGAAGACAGAAAUCCUGAGCGUUCAUAACACUCUCAGGGCGAAGGUGGCCAGAGGCGACGAGACCGCGGGCGAUCCGGGACCUCAGCCCAAAGGCGCCAACAUCCGGGAGCUGAAAUGGAACGAUGAGUUGGCAGACGUGGCACAGGCCUGGAUGGGUCAGUGCACCUUCGCCCAUGACUGCCCGGCCUGCAGGAAGAUCUGCUCGAGGGACUAUGCCGUCGGACAGAAUGUGUACACAUACUGGAUUAGC
Penaeus vannamei (Pacific white shrimp) is the source of this 696-nucleotide messenger RNA. The record is from RefSeq and is a predicted model, not a curated record. Lineage: Eukaryota; Metazoa; Arthropoda; Malacostraca; Decapoda; Penaeidae.